Rotaria socialis is the source of this 1458-nucleotide messenger RNA. The record is from the annotation of a GenBank genome assembly. Lineage: Eukaryota; Metazoa; Rotifera; Eurotatoria; Philodinida; Philodinidae.
AUGGCCAAAAGUGGCUUUGUGCCAGCAUGGAUGAAAAUUCAGAAUUCAGAUAAAACAAAUGGUAAUCAAAAAUUAACUAUCGAGCGAACAAAUAAUAAUAAUAAUAUUCGUCAGUCACAAACAUCAAAUCGAAGUGAAACAAGUUCAACAUCAUCAUCCCCGCCUACAGUAACAGGUCGGCAAAGGCAUCAUUCAUCGGAUAUAGUUGAUCAUACGACGACGCGACAUUCACCAUUCUAUUAUUAUAAAAUAAUCGGACAAUAUCGAAAUAAAUCUAAUGAACAACAAUCAUUGAACGGCUUCGAUGGACAAUCAGAAAGUUUCUUUUCAUUUUCUUCAGCUCACACACAAACACGAAGAUCAAACAGUCGAGAACGUUUAUCGAAUUCAUUAGCUAAAAAUUCUGAAUUCAAUGAUAAUGAAUCCUACAAUGGAUACCGUUCGAUAAAUAAUUCUCAACGUCGUUUACAUUCCAUAUCAUCCUAUUCAAAUGAUCGCCAACAAUCAACUAAUAAUCAUAAUUCAAUAAAUGGCAAUAGUUUAGUAGAUCGUUCAUCAAAUCAUUUUACUGAUGAUCGCGAAAAAAUCUAUGGAAACAAUGAACAAAAUUCAGACACGACAAUAAAAACGCAUGACAAUGAACAUAUUCAUCGUUCAAAUGGUUUUGAUCGUCUUGAACAAGAUUUUCCAUCAUUAAAUGGUCAACAAAAAAAUAAAUCAUCAUCUAAUGAUCAAUCUACAUCUGUAUGGAAAAAUGCUGCUACAAAAUUUCGUACUUCUCAUAAUGAACCCUUUAAAGUAUUAGAUCGUUCAUUAUCAAAUAAUUCAAAUCAUUCACGUUUAUUUGGUUCUAAUCGUAUAUUAUCACGUAAAGAUCGUUUAUUAAGUGCACCGAAUGGUUUAAACGGUACAUCCCCAUCCUUAUCAUUAUCAACAACAACAACAACAACAACAACAACAACAACAACACCACCAUCAGGAACAACUAAUCGUUCAGUCGCACUUGAACUUCAAACUAAUUGUAUAACGCAAACAAAAAAUUUAGAUAAACGCAGUGAUUUUUUUAAUUCAUUAAAAAAUGAUUCAACCAGUGAACGAAAUAAAAAUGGUAAUAAACGUCAAUACAGUGAAUCAAAAAAGACAAUAACUAAUUCAGAUAAAACUUAUAAAACAUCAAAAGCAACUGUACUUUUAUUAUCCGUACCAGAAACACCAGAAGAAAAAGAAUUAUUAAUGCAGAUGGGCUGGAAAGAAUAUGAUGAAAUAACAUACGAAAUUACGGAUAAAGAUAAAGAAGAAUAUGAAAAACGAAUUACACGUUUGCCAAAAGCGGAUAAUUCAUCAGCAGCAUUAAUAUCAGCAUUAAAUCGUCGUGCACUACCAUGUAUAGAUAUCCGAGAUCUUCUUCGACUUGAAAUGAUUCGUUCAACAUCAGAUGAUGAUAGUUCAGACGAAUAA